GACUAAUGGAAGGGCAGCAUCCUUAAUGAGCCACUGGCUCAUUGUUUUAUUUUCUUCACCCUCUGCUAUAACGCACUCAGUUCUGGGAUGGAGGGGUUUUGUUGCCCACUGUUGUGAUGCAGCAACCAUCUCAGGCACGCAUGUGUGUGUUUGGUGGGGUUAUUUACGCAGUGAAGCCGCGCCUAGUGCUGAUACGAGGAAGGAGGUAGACGUCAAAAAGGAGGGGUGAAUCUAGUGGUGGAUGGAAGUGUGUGCAGUGGGGGAGGAAAGGGCACCCUAAUAUUUUCUAGAUGUUUGGCAAUGUACGUGCAUAAAAAGGAAUUAGGCAAACAGCAAUAGAGCAGUUUGACAGGGACCAGGAUGAGGUAGAAGGACAAUCAGCAGAGAAGAGGGAUGCAGGAUAGAAGACAAGAAUACCUGAAGAUGGAAUGACUGGAAAAACCGACAGGUUAGGUGGAUCAUUAUGGGGUGGAGGAAAUGUAAGUCUGUUUGGGUAAAAAUAUAAUUUAUAAUCAGAGCAUAUUCGGGGGGGGGGGGAAUAAAAACAGAGCAGAGCCCUUGGCAGGAACAGAAGAGGGGGAGCAAAAAUAUAUAAAUACAUGCUAUGAUGGUGAGAGAUGAAUGGAGAUAGCUGUAAGGGCAGAUUAAUAGGGAUAAACGGGUGGUGAAGAAAGAUUUAGAAAAAGAAAACACAGCAACUGAGUUGAGUUAAACCCUUGAUGGGAGGGUGAAGGGGCAGAAAAUGAGGGUUGCACUGGUGAAAAUGACUGAGUCAAUGAGGCUUGAAAGCAGCCACCCACAAAAACAAGGAAACCAAGCUAUUUGAAUGACAGACCUGUGCAAUAGCUGAUCAAAAUACAGGAGCACUAAAUACAGAGCAAGGAGUUAAAAGGGCACCAGAGGAGUAGGACGGGCAGAAGAGAAUGGGAGAAUUAGGACAACCAGCAAAUACUUGUAGACAGCUCUAACUGUGCCUGAAGAUGCCCUGUAUCAUGGCUGAUUGGGGUCUCCAUGGCCUUCUCUCGCCACUCCUCCCUGACACUUCGUCAUGGCGCCCCCGACCAGAGCCUGCCAUCGCCGUACUGGGCUCCUUGGCCUUACUGUUUAUCUGGUACUGCUACCGGGUGGGGAGUGGGCAGGCGGCACCAAUAUCUCAUCAGCAAGGUGUGCCAACUGAAGAACGAUGUCCACGCCGUGCCCUCCGGGGCGAUGCUGCCAACCCGCGUCUAUAUCGUAGCCUGAGAGAUUAUGCCAAGCGGUAUUCAUGGUCAGGGAUGAACCGGCUGCACAAAGGGAUCCGAGACCAGGCCCAUUACCAGUUGGGGGAACGCUUGGCGAUUCAGAAGCCCAGCGCCUUCUACCUCCCUGACUUGCCCUCCGCUCCGUAUUUUCCACGUGAGUCCCAGCGCCACGAUGUGGAGAUUCUCGAACUCAGCUUCCCAGCCAUUUUGCGGGAAUUUGAGGGCAUCGCUUGGGAUUUUGCAUCUGGAGCAGCAACACCACGUGGAUGGACAGCUAAUGCCCACCCAGGCUGGCACAGCUAUUACCUCUACCGGCAGGGGGAGUGUAUAGUGCCGAACUGUCGCAGCUGCCCCUGGACGUACCGGGCCCUCAGUGCACUACGCACCUUUGUCAACGCCAACCGCUUUGGCAAUGCUUGCUUCAGCGUCUUGCAGCCUGGAACGGUGCUACCUGGGACCUAUGGGCCAACCAAUACCAGGGUGCGAUGCCACUUAGGGCUGAAGGUCCCUCCUGGUUGUGAGCUGGUGGUGGGUGGUGAGCCACAGUGCUGGUCAGAAGGAUACUGUCUCUUAGUGGACGACUCCUUCUUGCACACAACAGCCCACAAUGGUUCCUCCACUGAUGGACCACGGGUGAUUUUUAUCGUUGACCUUUGGCACCCCAACGUGGCAGGGCCUGAGCGACAGGCACUAGACUAUAUCUUUGCUCCUGGUUGGUAGGUGACUGCCACGAUCAGGUAUUAUAGUCAAGAAGAAACAAAAUCAAACCACCAUAUGGCCACUAAUGUUUGCUGUUCUUCACCAUCAUCCCAAGCCUCCCAUGUUAUUGCCUUGGUAUGGAUAGUCUUAUUUCCACCGUUACGUAAACUGAGUUGGAGAGACUUGCCACAGCCCUGCUAUCUAAGAGUGCCACAUCUCAUUCAAGAACCUGUACAGAGAUGUAUCAUGGAAGAAGCCACUGUGUGUAUCUUUUUCCCUUUAAGGUGAAUAUGUAAUCUAGUCUCAAACACAUGCUCAACAAAUGUUAAUGACACAGAAUACUUUGGUUCCUCUUCCUGCAUUGUUUAAGGAAUACAGUCAUUUGCAGUAUCUUGUGACCAGUUUUGUUCUCUAAUGGACUAAUCUUUUGGGGAUUGUUCAGGUGCAUGUUCUCCUGACUGUAUGCUGGUCUACAUGCUUCAGAAGCGUCUUAAAGACCAACAAACCAGAUUUUAAAUAUAGUGUUCCCUAAAACAACCUUCAGGAAUGUUGGAUUACAAGUGCCAUCACCCACACAGGGCACAGGGAAGCUGGUUUGAGAUUAUAGGUUUGUAGCUUAAGAGAGCAUGGUGUAGUGAUUUGAAUGUUGGACUAAGACUCCGGGGGAACAGAGUUCAAAUUACCACUCAGCUGUGGAAACCCACUGAGUGUCCCUAGCCAAAUCGCACUCUCUUAGCCUCAGAGGAAGGCAGUGACAUAAAGAAAUCUUACCAAAAAAGCCCAUGAUAGGUUUGCCUUAGAUUUGCCAUGUGUCAACAAUGGCUUGAAGACAGAUAACAAUAACAAUACUGAAGGCACUAGAAUGGGAAGCAUGGGAUUCCUUGGGUUUGUUUUUUGGAAAGGGAUGAGGGUGUGAGGAAGAGAAACCAGCCAAGUACUCUUAUUUCCACCUGUCUGUGAUCAUUUGUUAAUUCCCACACCACGUCUAUACUGCAACAUUUGUGUGAUGGGAUUAAUCCUAGAAGGAUCCCUGCCAACUAAAGCUGUACUGCAAUAAAAAC
Molecule: messenger RNA, 3001 nt
Organism: Sceloporus undulatus (fence lizard)
Lineage: Eukaryota; Metazoa; Chordata; Lepidosauria; Squamata; Phrynosomatidae
Gene: ASPHD1
Product: aspartate beta-hydroxylase domain containing 1
Exons: 3
Coding region: 981-1961 (326 amino acids)
Source: RefSeq, a predicted model, not a curated record